Messenger RNA from Prorocentrum cordatum, 723 nucleotides. The record is from the annotation of a GenBank genome assembly. Lineage: Eukaryota; Dinophyceae; Prorocentrales; Prorocentraceae.
AUGGCCGCUGGCGGCGCGGGACCGCCAAUGCCGAGGAACCAUGUCCAUGCCCAAGGUGCUGCCCGCGAUGACAGCGACUCGCAAGAUGGCGACAGGACAGGGAGCUUUGAGAUUUAUCUGGGGCUCCUGAUGAAGGAGCACGAAGAGCUGCGUCACGAAUGUGCGCUUCUGCGGGCCCAAGUGAAGAACUCGCAGACUGCCGAGAGUCCCGACGCAGACGACCAAGAUGACGAGGACGAUGGCGGCUUCGACAACGCGAGCGCCGAAGCUGUGGAUGCGGGGUUUCCCGUCGAGAACGUCCCUAGCACGACUCGCAAAUCGGUGGAGGGCGUUGAGAAUGUUGAUCCUGGGAGGUCCCAUUUCACCAAGUUAAAGGCAGGGUCGUUCAUGAACAAGUACAAGUCAAUUUCCGUUGCAGGUGGUGCAGGUCUUUUCCCUUUCAAGGGCGCGAAACGUAUCAAAGACACAUUGAAGUGGGUGCGGAAUCCAAACUUCUCGUUCGCGGUCACUGGGGUAAUUGUUUUAAACGCAAUCUACAUUGCAGUUUACUCAUCAGUUGUCCUACACAAAACUCGCCAGAGGGCUGGUAAAAUUGAGUUGGCGCAGAAGGAAAUGUGGAUCUUAGGCGACGCGAUAUUCGCGUUGAUUUUCACAUCCGAGCUCGUUAUCAGAUCAAGUUUUUCAAAGGGGGUCAGUGGUUGUGGAAUGCCUUUGACUGUUUGA